This is a messenger RNA of Cladophialophora bantiana CBS 173.52, 1860 nucleotides long. RefSeq lists its product as uncharacterized. The coding region runs from base 1 to 1860 and encodes 619 amino acids. The transcript has a single exon. Gene Ontology annotation, biological process: calcium ion import across plasma membrane. The record is from RefSeq and is a predicted model, not a curated record. NCBI's taxonomy places the organism in Eukaryota, Fungi, Ascomycota, Eurotiomycetes, Chaetothyriales, Herpotrichiellaceae. Gene Ontology annotation, molecular function: calcium channel activity.
AUGCCACCUAUCAAGCUGGCCCCUUUAUUUGCAGCAUGUCUCUCUGCGUCCGUCGUCCUGUUGCUGCUAUACCUAUCCUUGACGAAACCCCACUUUGCUUACGCCCUGGAGUCUGAAUCCUCUCGGAUACCCUCCGAAGACCACAAUUUUUACAUUAUAUCGGACGAGCAGCCAUAUGAAGAGACUGAUGAGCAUAGAAUAAGUGUCCGCGCUGAAGUCGGGGUGUCUGCGCUGGCUAAUAACGACCCGGCGAACAGUAACAUCGAGAUUGGUCAGACCCAAAACUGGGUGUUUCCAAAGGAUGCAAUAGAUGGUCCACACGGAACGCCUGGAGUCGGUCUGCCAGGCGAAAAGCUGGAGGAAACAGAGCUACAGCCGGAACAACACGAACUCAGAAGAAGGCAGACAGGGAGCAAAAUCUACAUUACACUCAACACUUGUUUGCAACCUUCGCCAAAUACGACCAAUACGGUGCCUCCGCAGUUGCAGAUGUACAUUUCCUUGUCCGAAUCAAACCAAAAACCGGGUCCGGGAUCCGGCCACACCGAUCAGCAAACCAUUGCGGUUGAUGGAGGGUAUGCAAUAUUUGAGGCGAAUGCUGAUAACGACGUGUAUGUGGGGAUAUCUGCGCCCAACACUACGGAAUUUUCUGGUAUUUGGAAUUAUAAUAUUGCUGCCUCAAUCGACGCACCUUUCUAUGGCUUCGAGGACCCAGAAGUGAAGAAUCUGUAUUUCGUCGACGGCGACAACCAUGCAGCACUCCUGAUCACAAACGAUACCACUCAGGCUCUUCCCAAUCAGACUGUCUACCAGGAAUGGAUGAAGUUAAGUCCCCCAUGGGGUGUCUUCGCUUCGGAUCAGAACGAGCGGACAAUUCUCGGAGUCCAAAAAUCCUUCUGCGGUCUGAAAAACAACGCCAAAGUGGCAGCCAAUAUUGACGGCAUCACCAACCAAAAUGUCGCCCAAAUGACCAAUAGGGGACUGGGCGGCAAGCCGAAAGAGCAAUUCUACAUCACGGGUCUCAACGCCACUUCAAAAUACUGGGGCAUGCUGGUCAUGGAAGGCAACUCCACGGACUCCGGUGCCGGUGUGGUCGGAGGCGGCGGCACCGUCUGGGCUGCCAUUGAAUUCGAGACCAAAACCGAGAGCAACUGUGCUCUGAUGUAUAACCUCUCAUUCUGCUCCGAAGUGGCCUACGCCGUACCCACCAACCCGGACUUAUUCUCGCCGGAGACGGGUCUCCCAGAUUUAGCCGCACUGUAUGAUUCUAACGCGGCCCAAAUGUACCAAUACUUCAAUUACUCUCUGCAACAAAUCCCCUGCAAUACAACUUCAAGCGCUCAAUACUCUCUAGCCCGCAACUGCGACGACUGCGCCCGGGCAUACAAACAAUGGCUCUGCGCAGUGACUAUCCCUCGCUGUGCAGACUUCUCCAACCCAGCUUCGUUCCUCCAGCCACGGAAUUUGGCCCAGCCAUUCAUCAACGGCUCGAGCAUCUCAUCUGACCCGUUGCAAUUCAACGUCAACCAAGCUCUUCUCAAUGCCGUCGCCACGAACUCUUCUCGAAAUCCGCUUAUUGAUACGUCCAUCCGACCAGGACCGUACAAGGAAGUCCUGCCCUGCGAAGAUUUAUGUUAUGAUCUCGUGCAGAGUUGUCCGGCGAGUUUAGGAUUCUCUUGUCCAUUACGGGGAAAGGGCCUGGAAGAGAGUUACGGCAAACGGGUCAAUGAGUCGGAAGGGGUCAUCAGUUGCAGUUAUUUGGGGGCGGCUUAUUAUUUGAGCGGGAGCACCAUUUUGCGACCGAGCGUGUAUAGCAUGGCGUUAUUGGCGGUUUUCUUGGGACUGAGGAAUCUUUUUUAG